UCAUCAGAGGAGGAGGCGGCGACAUCAUCAGAGGAGACGUCUGCGGGGACGUCAUCAGAGGAGACGUCUGCGGGGACGUCAUCAAAGGAGACGUCUGCGGGGACGUCAUCAGAGGAGACGUCUGCGGGGACGUCAUCAGAGGAUACGUCUGCGGGGAUGUCAUCAGAAGAGACGUCUGCGGGGACAUCAUCAGAAGAGACGACUGCGGGGACGUCAUCAGAAGAGACGUCUGCGGGGACGUCAUCAGAGGCGGCGGCGACGUCAUCAGAGGCGGCGGUGACGUCAUCAGAGGCGGCGGCGACGUCGGACACGUCGUCAUCAGAGGCGACGACUCCCUCCGUGUUUCUCCUUGUCUCCAGGUUCCCUACAUGCAGUGUUGGGCUCCUGCAGAAGGAAACAUGGCAUUUAAUAUGGCAUAGACCCAAUCCCAAUACUCACAUUUCCACCCUUGCACCCUUCAAUUUGGCGAUCCCGACCAGGGUUGCGAACUUGGGUGAAGGUUAUUACCCAUAA
Nothobranchius furzeri (turquoise killifish) is the source of this 513-nucleotide messenger RNA. NCBI's taxonomy places the organism in Eukaryota, Metazoa, Chordata, Actinopteri, Cyprinodontiformes, Nothobranchiidae. The record is from RefSeq and is a predicted model, not a curated record.